This is a messenger RNA of Trichechus manatus latirostris (Florida manatee), 5480 nucleotides long. It is a transcript of the gene PRKAB2, whose product is annotated as protein kinase AMP-activated non-catalytic subunit beta 2. The transcript is spliced from 8 exons. The coding region runs from base 167 to 964 and encodes 265 amino acids. Gene Ontology annotation, cellular component: nucleus; nucleotide-activated protein kinase complex; cytoplasm. Gene Ontology annotation, biological process: signal transduction. Lineage: Eukaryota; Metazoa; Chordata; Mammalia; Sirenia; Trichechidae. The record is from RefSeq and is a predicted model, not a curated record. Gene Ontology annotation, molecular function: protein kinase binding.
UGGAGAGGGAGGGGAUCCUUGGGCACGGCUUCACUGGAGUGGGGAUUCCCUGCCCGGGUCCCAGGUCGCAGGGGCGGGACCGGGAGCGUCCUUGACGCAACCGUUGGGAUAUCCCCCGCCCCUUGUCCUUCUCCGCGGCAGGUGGCUCCCGACUCGAGCCGCAAUCAUGGGAAACACCGCCAGCGACCGGGUGUCCGGGGAGCGCCACGGCACCAAGGCAGCGCGCACCGAGGGUGCCGGCGGCCAUGCCCCGGGCAAGGAGCACAAGAUAAUGGUGGGGAGCACCGAUGACCCAAGCGUCUUCAGCCUGCAGGACUCCAAGCUCCCUGGGGACAAAGAGUUUGUAUCAUGGCAGCAAGAUUUGGAGGACGCCGUAAAGCCCACACAGCAGGCUCGGCCCACUGUCAUCCGCUGGUCUGAAGGCGGCAAGGAAGUCUUCAUCUCUGGGUCCUUCAACAACUGGAGCACCAAGAUUCCCCUGAUUAAGAGCCAUAAUGACUUUGUUGCCAUCCUGGACCUUCCUGAGGGAGAGCACCAGUAUAAGUUCUUCGUGGAUGGACAGUGGGUUCAUGAUCCAUCAGAGCCUGUGAUUACCAGUCAGCUUGGCACAAUUAAUAAUUUGAUCCAUGUCAAGAAAUCGGAUUUUGAGGUGUUUGAUGCUUUAAAGCUAGAUUCUAUGGAAAGCUCAGAGACAUCUUGCCGAGACCUUUCCAGCUCACCCCCAGGGCCUUAUGGUCAAGAAAUGUAUGUGUUUCGAUCUGAGGAGCGAUUCAAGUCCCCACCCAUCCUUCCUCCUCACCUUCUCCAAGUUAUUCUUAACAAGGACACUAACAUUUCUUGUGACCCAGCCUUGCUCCCUGAGCCCAACCAUGUUAUGCUGAACCAUCUCUAUGCGUUGUCCAUUAAGAUAAAGAAACUAAGGCUCAGAGAAGGUCAAAUUGCCAGACAGUGUGAUGGUCCUUAGUGCCACUCAUCGCUACAAGAAGAAGUAUGUCACUACUCUGCUAUACAAGCCCAUCUGAAGGGAUCCCUUCCUGCCUCCCGGGAUUCUGGAGAAGCCUCUCCCUUAACCUUUGUGGACUGAGCCAGUCUUACCUGAGACUGAAAGGCUGAUUUGCUUUGAGGCUGAUAUGUGUGUGUCAGAGCCUCUGAGUAGGAUGCUCUCCUUUUGUAUUUGAUUGCAGAUAAGAGCUUUUAUGAGUUCAUGGAAUUUAUUUUAAGAAAAAAAAGUCUGUAUAUGAGAGUAAGGUUAUUGGAAGCCUCCUAGCCCCAGCUAGAUGUAUUCUUUCUGCCUAUGGGCACUCACCAAGAUCUGUUUGGGGGAACUGCAGGAAGGAUGAUACAGGAAGCUUUUUUUCUAAAAUGAAUGAACAGCAAACUCUCAGGAUCCUUGUUGGAUGAAGAUUCUAUCCCUGCCACCUUGAGUCUCCAAGGGAUGGAUCGUGCCAGAUUGCUGCCCUACGCACAGCUGCCUCAUUGCAGGGGCAGCUUUUCUUGCAUGGGUUCUCUGUAUUCCCAGAGUAUGUGGCACAUUCUGUGUAUUUUGAUACCCCUCAACAACCUUUCUUCUCAUUUCACAUUCUAGCUUUGAUAGCCUCCUUCAGAUCCCAUACCUGAUCCAUAUCUAACAUAAAACUCACUGGGUAAGUGUCCCCUUUGAAAGACUCUGUUGGACCUGACCCACUUCAGAGACUAGGAUUGCCAGAAGGGUUCCUUUUCAGCCCAGCAGAGGCCCAGGCCUCUUUAUCACUGCUUGUUUGAACUUCCAUUAAAGGAAAGAUGACUCUGCGUUAGGAAAGACAGAAAGCGGAAGACUUCCUUGCUUGUUUUAAUUUGGUGCCACACCUUACUAUGUUGGCACAUUUUUGUAGGUUUUCCCUCCCGGCCCAGGCCUGCUUAAUGUCUUUUUGUUUUUUUUUUUUCUCAGAGCAGACAGUUCUGAAGUAAGGUAAAAAUGGAACCAGGGAAAACCUUCGUGUUUUUCAUCCCUGGAAGAUUUUUAUGUGCCUACAUUUUUCUUUAAUUGGGGGGGAAAAAAGCCUUUUCAUUGAUCUAAAGAGAUUGUAUAGGAAAACUUCAGGCUCUUGGGAAAUGGUUCCUAAGAUUUUCUUCUCUAGUCUAGCCUGCUACAAUCUUAUAUAAGUAUGGCCGACCCCGUGCAUUACAUUAAGCACUGCUCUCAGUACACAAAUUCAUUCAGUUCUUUUGAUGCAUCUGAAGAAUUCCUUCAAAAGGGCAUCAAAAGAUUGAUUAGGCCAAGGUGCAAGAAUGUAACCCUGGUGUUCCAAUCAUGAAAAGUAUGACUCUUUGCACUAAGCUCUAACAGGAUCAUUUUGUUCUUCUGCCUCCUCUUUUUAAAUGUUUGAGAAUGCAUUGGGGUCAAUCAUGUCCAUUUGUGGACUGAAAAGUAGCUGUUCAGUCUAUUCCUGGGGUUCCAAGUAUCUGUGGCUCUUCCAUUUUACAGAUAAAUGCAAGUCAGACACCCAACACUGAAGGAGGCCAGCUCUUCAUGAUUGAGAGACUCCCUGACUGCUAAGAUGAGCCCAACCACACUGAGAGGGCACUCACAGGUCAGUUUAGCUACCUCCUAUCUUUCCCACGCACCGCUGGCAACACAGUUGUCUUCGGGGUCCAGAGACCUCUUGGAUCCUAGGUGUGAGGUAGCAGGAUGUGGGGUUGUUGUUUUGCUGGGAUUGCAGAAUACUCUGUGCUUAGGUGGUUAAUUGCUGAGAGUAAAUAACUGCUUUACCACCCAAGGCUACCUUCUGCAGUAGAAGGCUUUUGUGCAGAGCCUUUUAUGGUCCCAACCACUUUUUGAACAGUGUGCCAUUUUUUAAAUCCAGGUUGAAUGCUGUUAUAACCAACUCUCAGGUUCUAUAUAGUCUUCAGUUGUACUAGAAUUUUGUUUUUAUCCAAUACCCAUUAAAUAAGUGGCCAUUUAUGAAGAUUCAAAAUCUUUGUUAUGUGGAGGAUUUUGUUGUACUCAUAUUUCAUGUAAACAGGGCUGAAGUAUGAUUAUUUAUGUGUUCAUGUAUUAAAAUUUUUACUCCACACAGGUGUAUCAGUAGAGUGGGGCAGGAAAAGAGAUCCCUUCAAUUUCUCUCAGGCUAGAGACUUCUGUGAACUGGGUCUGGCUCCAGUGACAGUAGGUUUUGGUGCUGGUGUCCUUCAGAUCUUUCUAAUUGGAAAUAUGCAGAGAGUGUCAGUUUCCCAAGUUCUGAGGUACUCUCUCAGCCAGAUGUGAAAUGAGAGCCUACCAGAUGGUGUGGAAGGGGAUGGGUAAGAGGAACUGCCCCUUCUCCAUACUGAAAACACAUCUCAAGGUCUUCUGAAACCCUAUCACAAUACUGGUCUGUCCCCACAGAAACUGUUUCAGAGGAUAGAGAGGGAGGGAAGAAGGUAGCCCAGAGUACAACUCAUUCAUUCUUUUCUAUGGGUUUGUUAAAGAGAGAUUUUUAUUUUCCACAGAAGAGAGUUUGAGAGUUUGGUAGAUUUUGGAAAUGAGUAAGGGGAGUAAAAUUUUUUUUAGUCUUUUUUUUUGAGGAGGGGAGGGGUGUGCCGGGUGGGCUAUAGGAGAUUCACAGAGUCAAAGUUGACAGUAAGAAAAUUAGCUCUUCAGGAGAGCUGGUCCUGAAAGAAUUACAACUCGGUUUGGGGGUUGUGGGGAAAAGAAAGAAGAGUGACUGAGCUAGAGAGUGAUAUUAGAAAAACACUUAAGUAAUUUAGAACUGAAAAUAUCCUCUUUUUUUACAAUCAGACAUAAUGUGGCAUCCUUGGAUCUCAGUGUAUAAAACUUGGCACUGCAUAAAACAUCUUCCCUUUGCCUCUCUGUUCCUUUUCUCUACUCUUUUCUGCUUUAACUUCAUUUGUCAGGUGGACUUUAUCAGGGUGUCAAGUCAACCAUUACCUAAAACAAAUAGACUAGUCAUCUUGCUGGUACAGAGAACUUCCAGAUCUUGGUUAUUAGCUUGCUAAGAGCUUAGAGUUUUAACCUCUGUAGGCAACAGUCUGAAUAGUACACCUAGUGGCAAUGGUGUUGGCUUUUUUAAAUAUAUAUCCUUGUAUGGUAGAGAAACCCUGUAAAAGAAGAAUCUAAGAGAAGUUUCCAGGAGGAUCCUACAAACCCAGGCCCACUCACUUCCCUCCAGUUGUUUCUAGUCUCUCGUAGACCCAUUGGAUCUGAGAUGAAACCUUUGAAAAGUGUCAGUUCUCUGUCUAUGCUGCUAAGAUGAAGUUUAGAAAGAAGUGAUACCUUCAGACUGGAUUUAUAUUAAUCUGAGGUAUAAUUGAAGGAGACAUUAUAAUGAUAGAAUUCCCUGUUUAAUUGGGGAAAUAGGGCUUUUUAAAUUUUGACCUCAACUAAAAAUAAUAUGCAAUAGUCUAUGUUUGUGUGUGUUUGAAAUACAUUAUAUUCUCAGAGAUUUCUAAAAUCCUUACUGUUCAGUCAUUUGAGGCAUGGGCUUAAGAGCAGAUACAUAGUUUGUUCCUACAUUAUUCUGACUCAUCCUUGAAGCCAAGGUUCUUGCUGUCUUCUACAAGCUGCUGCUGAUCCAGUUACCCAUGGGAUGGGUAAGGGUUAGGGUCUUUUUAAAACUCUGUGGAUCUAGGCAUUUGUCUCUCCUUAGAUGCCUAUCACAAUUGAAGGGCUAUGAUUUCUACAGUGAACCCAAAUUUGAAGUAAAAAGGCCAACUGUAUUUUAAAAUUAGAAGAAAAAAAAGAAGGAACAACUCAAAAGUCUAUUACUUAUGCAAUCCAUUUCUUUGCAGUGGAAUCCUUCUAGCAUUCUAAUUUGGGCUUUUGUCUUGAUUUGCUUUUCUCAGUUGUGCUUUGAAGUGAAUAUGCUUUGUUAAAAAUUAAGAUAUUAGUUCCAGCAUUAGUUGAUACUUGAGUUCACAGUGCUUUUGCAGCAACAUUGGUGUGCGAUACUAGACCUUCUUGGAUUAUGUAGGUGUCAGAAAGGUUAAAUGGUCAAGAGAUACCUACUUUAAGUUUUAUAUUAGGUAUUGAUCAUCUUCCUUCUUUUUGAUUCCGUUUCCCAGGAUACUUACCCCACCCAGCUUACGGUUUUAGGACAGCCAAAACUCACUGAUAUUGAUUAGUCCUAAUCUCUGCACUUGGCCCCAUAUGUGAGACUUCUGUGAAUUGUGGUAAAUUGGAGGACGUUGGUUGUUAUUAUACUGAAGCAUUUUGAAUUGAGAGCAGUGCUGUAUCUAUCAUAAAUAGAACAUAAGGCUGUAAUUUGAAAGGGAUUAAAUAUGUGAGAGUCCUUUAACUGGUGCUUUGUGUAACCUUUAAUGGUUAGGCACAGAGCUGCUUCUCAGUAUUUCACAAAGGGGUGGCAUACAAGUACCGAUUUUAAAGCUUUGCUCCAAAUGUAAUUUGUCACUGGACUCUAACACGUCUGAAGAUUAUAUGAUGUAACACGGAAAUGUUGUGGGUUUUUUCCAUAAAACUAUUUAAUAAAAGUAUUAUACAGCAA